This is a messenger RNA of Thyridium curvatum, 285 nucleotides long. RefSeq lists its product as uncharacterized. The record is from RefSeq and is a predicted model, not a curated record. The transcript has 2 exons. Lineage: Eukaryota; Fungi; Ascomycota; Sordariomycetes; Thyridiales; Thyridiaceae. The coding region runs from base 1 to 285 and encodes 94 amino acids.
AUGCAACUUACUACCUUUGUCGUCGCUGCUCUCGCGGGCAUUGCCUUUGCCGUUCCCCAGGCUCAGGUCACCGACUGCCCUGCGACCUCUGCUAUCCCGAGCUGCGGUAUGCCUUGCAUCAGCUCUGCUGCAUCGGCUGCCGGCUGCUCUGACAUGAACUGCCGCUGCAGCAAGUCCGCCGUCAUCCAGGCCUCGGCCUUGAACUGCGUGCUGGGCAACUGCGGGCUCGAGACGGCUUUGAAGGUCCGCUCUGCUGCUGCCGCUGCCUGCACGGCUUGCACAUAA